Galeopterus variegatus (Sunda flying lemur) is the source of this 1055-nucleotide messenger RNA. Its product is annotated as C-C motif chemokine 2-like. Gene Ontology annotation, cellular component: extracellular region. The transcript is spliced from 5 exons. Gene Ontology annotation, biological process: cellular response to tumor necrosis factor; inflammatory response; immune response. NCBI's taxonomy places the organism in Eukaryota, Metazoa, Chordata, Mammalia, Dermoptera, Cynocephalidae. Bases 223 to 747 code for a protein of 174 amino acids. Gene Ontology annotation, molecular function: chemokine activity; CCR chemokine receptor binding. The record is from RefSeq and is a predicted model, not a curated record.
GGAAUGGCCUCGCCAUAGAGUCUCUGCUCUCAGAUUCUCUAGGAAACUAAUACCCAUCAUGAGACAUCAAGUCCAGUUCCCAGAAGCAAGAAUUCUGGAAUGAAGGUGUUCUGGGUGUUGCUACUUUGGAAGAUGCUGAGGAUAGAGAAGAUGCAGAAAACUCCCAGGGCUCUGCGCUUGCUCAGCUGAUUUAGGAUUCCACUUCGUCAUUCAUUGAGGAGAAUGCUGCCCCAGGCCAAGCCCUCCCGCCUGGCUCCACCUCUCUCGGUUUCAAUAAAAGGCAGACACAGAGCAGCCAGAAGAGCAGAGAGGCUGAGACCAACCCAGCAGCUGCCAUCUCUCCCGCUGAAGCUCGCCUCCUCACCCUCAGACAUGAAGGUCUCCGCAGCGCUUCUGUGCCUGCUGCUCACAGCAGCCGCCUUCAGCACCCACGUGCUUGCUCAGCCAGAUGCAAUUAGCGCCCCAGUCACCUGCUGUUAUACACUCACCAAUAGGAAGAUCGCGACACAGAGGCUCAAGAGCUACAUCAGAAUCACUAGCAGCAAGUGUCCCAAAGAAGCUGUGAUCUUCAUGACCAAACUGUCCAAGGAGAUCUGUGCUGAUCCCAAGGAGAAGUGGGUCCAGACUGCCAUUGCCCACCUGGACAGAAUAACCAAAACUCUAAAGCCUUACACUCACUCCACAACCCAAGAAAAUGAAACUUAUUUAUUUUCCACUAGCUCUCCCUCUACUACUACUUUAUUGUAAUUUCAAAGAGUAUGAACUUUGUUUAUUAAUAUGGAAUAUGAUGCCUUAAUUAAUGCUAAUCUUAUUUAAGUUAUUGAUGUUUUAAGUUUAUCUUCCAUAAGUACCAGUGUUUUUUAGAUACAGAGAUUUGGGCGAAUUGUUUUUUCUCUGUGAACCCCAAUUCUACCCCUGGGAUGUUUUGUGGAGUCUUUGCAAGGAUCAUGAAUGCAAAGACUUUUUGUUUUUAGAUCCCAAGGUAUUGGCUAAAAUAUUAUUGUGAAAAUAAGUAUUAUGUGACUAUUGAACAAAAUAUAUAUUUUUGUACAAAA